AUCACGUGCUCGGGGAGAGAGACUAAGACGGAUAACGCGUCAUCUCGCCUUCCCAAAUUUUCCCCCCUCGCAAGACCGGGUCCAAAACGUCCAUCUGGAGCCGGCAGGAGAAGAGAACGAUGUUUAACUCGGUCAACCUGGGCAACUUCUGCUCGCCGUCGCGCAAGGACAGGGGCGCUGAUUUCGGGGAGCGAGGGAGCUGCGCCUCCAACCUCUACCUGCCCAGUUGCACUUACUACAUGCCCGAGUUCUCCACGGUCUCCUCCUUCCUGCCCCAGGCCCCUUCUCGCCAGAUCUCCUACCCCUACUCCGCCCAAGUGCCCCCGGUCCGCGAGGUCUCCUACGGCCUGGAGCCCUCCGGCAAGUGGCACCACCGCAACAGCUACUCCUCCUGCUAUGCGGCGGCCGACGAGCUCAUGCACCGGGAGUGCCUGCCUCCUUCCACCGUCACCGAGAUCCUCAUGAAAAACGAAGGCUCCUACGGCGGCCACCACCACCCCAGCGCCCCGCACGCAGCCCCCGCGGGCUUCUACUCCUCCGUCAACAAGAACAGCGUCCUGCCUCAAGCCUUCGACCGCUUCUUCGACAACGCCUACUGCGGCGGCGGCGGCGGCGACGCGCCCGCCGAGCCCCCCUGCCCGGGCAAGGGGGAGGCGAAGGGGGAGCCCGAGGUGCCCCCGGCCUCGGGACUAGGGUCCCGGGCUGAGGCGGGGGCCGAGGCCGAGGCCGAGGAGGAAAACACGAAUCCCAGCUCGUCCGGCUCGACCCACUCGGCGGCCAAGGAACCGGCCAAGGGAGCCGCCCCCAACGCCCCCCGCACCCGCAAGAAGCGCUGCCCUUAUUCGAAAUUCCAGAUCCGGGAGCUGGAGCGCGAGUUCUUCUUCAACGUGUACAUCAACAAGGAGAAGCGGCUGCAGCUGUCCCGCAUGCUGAACCUGACCGACCGGCAAGUGAAGAUCUGGUUUCAGAACCGGAGGAUGAAGGAAAAAAAACUCAGCAGAGACCGGCUGCAGUAUUUCUCGGGCAACCCUCUGCUGUAACCGCAGGCCGGGCCCUUUCUGGGGAGAGGGACAGGGGGAAAUUAUCUUAUUUUAUUUUUAUUUUUGAUUUUCUAACUCGCCUUCUUUCCGCGGGUGGAAAACUGGACUGUGGCCAGGGCUGGCCCCGCCGCCGUGGCCCGCACUUCCUCCCGGAACCCCCGCACCUCCCGCCGGACUCGCGCCCUGGGCCAGGCCCGGCCUGGAAGGAGGGUGACGGGAAGCGCCCGACCCUCGGCGGGUGGACUCCCUCGGCGCCGAGGCCAAGACUUUAUUUAAAAGAAAACACACCUCGCGA
Myotis myotis is the source of this 1335-nucleotide messenger RNA. RefSeq names its product homeobox C11 (gene HOXC11). Gene Ontology annotation, cellular component: nucleus. Lineage: Eukaryota; Metazoa; Chordata; Mammalia; Chiroptera; Vespertilionidae. Bases 120 to 1040 code for a protein of 306 amino acids. Gene Ontology annotation, biological process: regulation of transcription by RNA polymerase II; anatomical structure development. The transcript is spliced from 2 exons. Gene Ontology annotation, molecular function: DNA-binding transcription factor activity, RNA polymerase II-specific; RNA polymerase II cis-regulatory region sequence-specific DNA binding. The record is from RefSeq and is a predicted model, not a curated record.